Molecule: messenger RNA, 428 nt
Organism: Cantharellus anzutake
Lineage: Eukaryota; Fungi; Basidiomycota; Agaricomycetes; Cantharellales; Hydnaceae
Exons: 1
Source: RefSeq, a predicted model, not a curated record
AAUGCAGACAUCUGACAAACACAAUCCAAUUUUUCCAGUCAUUCGGAGUCUGCAAUUAUUUAAAGGCAGAGCGAAAAAGAAGGUGGUAUGGCGACAAAUCACAGUGGAACCAGCAUACACCUUCAUGGACUACCGUGCACAAGGACAGACAAUGGAAUACCUGUGGUCAGACACAGGAACAUCACCAAGCACGUUGACACCUUUUAAUGCAUGCGUGACAUUGUUGCGUGCAAGAGGAAGGAAAAGCAUAUGAUUAAACCGAGACUUUAAGGACAAGAGCCGAGUGGGAGCGGAAAUGGUGGAAGGAAAGUAAAGGAAGAGAAGGGACAGGCGAGAUGACGUAAAAGAAAGCAUGUAAAGAAAAGGAAACAACCCAAAAGGGAAGAUGAUGACAAAUUUUCAGCGUCGCCAAUUGCGUAAUAUCGGGA